CACCCUUCCCAUGAAUGGUACGUUCCCCCCGGUAUAUAUUGGCUGCUCUGGCUGCUGGUAUCUAGUCAGCUGGGCGAUCUCACUGCGUUUCAUCCCAUAACUGAUACAGUAACAUUGUAACACUGUAACCAUGCCACUGUGCGGCGGGCUGGGAGAGGCCAUACCUGCCACCCCUGAGAUCCAGGAGCUCUGUGACAAGGUGAGGGGGCUGUGCUGGGAGAUAUGGGGGGCUCUGAGUUAUUAUGGGGGGCUCUGAGAUUAUACAUAAUAAUAAUAAUAAUAAUAAUAAUGCUCUGUGUUAAUAUGGGGGGGGGGGAAGAGAUCCAGGCAUUCCACUCAGUAAUAAUGCUCUGUGUUAAUAUGGGAUGGGGCAUUAAGUAUACAAUGCUCUGUGUUAAUAUGGGGGGGGGGGAAGAGAUCCAGGCAUUCCACUCAGUAAUAAUGCUCUGUGUUAAUAUGGGAUGGGGGGGGGCAUUACAUAAUAAUGCUCUGUGUUAGGGCUGUGUCCAACAGGCUGUUUCCCUGCUUCCUGUAUCCACAUACACCUACAUCGCCAUGGACUGUCAGCAUCUGCUUUCCCCUUCUUCCUGCUCCCUCUGACCCAAUGUUACCCUCCUGCUCAGUGAUGCUGGGGUACCUGGUCUGCUUCCACUGUCUGAACCUGGGGUGCAGGGCCUUCCCCCCCCCCUAAUUCUGUGAACCUGGGGUGCAGGGCCUUCCUCCUCCCCCCUGUACCUCUGUGAACCUGGGGGUGCAGGGCCUCUCCCCCCAAAUUCUGUGAACCUGGGGUGCAGGGCUGCCUCCCUUCCCCUACCUCAGGAACCUGGGGUGCAGUCUUCUCCCCCCUGGGGCUCCCAGAACCUGGGGUGGUAGGGGCCUUCCCUUCCCUCUGGGCCUCAGAACCCAAGUAGGCCUCUCCCUUCCCCCCUGGGGCCUUGUGAACCUGGGGUGCAGGGCCUCUUCCUCCCUCCCCCAAAUUCUGUGAACCUGGGGCAGGGCCUUCCUCCCCUUCCCCCCACCUCUGUGAACCCGGGGGCGGCCUUCCUCCCUCCCCCAAAUCUGUGAACCUGGGGGUGCAGGGCCUUCCUCCCCCCCCAAAUUCUGUGAACCUGGGGUGCAGGGCCUCCUCCCCCCCAAAUCACCCUGUGAACCUGGGGGUGCAGGGCCUCCCUCCCCCCACAAAUUCUGUGAACCUGGGGUGCAGGGCCUUCCUUCCCUCCCCCCAAAUUCUGUGAACCUGGGGUGCAGGGCCUUCCUUCCCUCCCCCCAAAUUCUGUGAACCUGGGGUGCAGGGCCUUCCUCCCCCACCCCUCCCCCCAAAUUAUGUGAACCUGGGGUGCAGGGCCUGCCUUCCCCCACCCCCCAAAUUCUGUGAACCUGGGGUGCCCUGUUGUCCACCACCCUGUAUCUAGCCCAGUUCUAGGCUCCCCCAUAUCUGGAAAGAAAUGAGGGCUGUUUUGAGGAAUGCAAGCUGGUUUGUGGCUGGCAGACUGGGAUCCUGGCUCCUGGUGUGGUGACUAACCUGUCCAUGUGACUGUCUGCAGACAUGCCAACUGUGACAAUGUUUGUCCCCACCCACAACAAAACCAUCUGGAACCUGAUCCAGGCAUCUCUAAAGAUUCUGACAUGCUGUCUGACAAACUGAGUCAUUAAAGGGCUUUGGCCAAAGGUAAAUGUAAUCCCCAUGCAAUCACCCAGGCUGUUAUCUAUGUGAUCCUACAAGUGGGGGUCUAAACUGUGGCAGGAAUCUACAACUAAAACAAACCCUACAGUAGCUGGCAGGAGGUCCUGACUGUUCACUUCCCCCUAGAAGUGCCCUUCUGUUAACUCCCAUGACUGCUGGCUGCAACACAGCACUUUCUAAAUUAUGGGAACGUGCUAACUAAGGAGCGUUUACCAGGAAUGCUGGUAGAAUGCAUCAACCUCUAGCGUGUUGCCCUAGAAUAGGUCCUGUUUUAUGGGGAAAACUACUGGGAGUCACAGGAAGACUCUCCCACUAUCUCAGAAUUUGUGAAGUUUACACCCAAACUAGCAGUCAUGUGCUGUCCGAUUUUUCUUCUUUGCAUCAUUUCUGCUCCUUCCUGAACGCAGACAUUGAAUAAUUUGUGUUUGGUUUCUCCAGAGCGGUGCAUACGAGUCAGCCUUCUUAAAGGGUUAUGGUGUGAGUAGUACCCUGGUCCUAUUCUCCCUCAAGCUUUGCGAGGCAUGUAGGUAGUUGGUGGCGUGUAUAGCAGAAGCUGAAUGCCAGUCCUGACAGCCAUCUGGCUGAGAAUGUCAGCUGACAACUCAAGAGUUGUGGGCUGGCUAAUGUGGAUUUAAAGGGACACUAUAGUCACCUGAACAUUUUAGCUUAAUGAAGCCGUUUUGGUGUAUAGAACAUGCCCCUGCAGCCUCACUGCUCAAUCCUCUGCCAUUUAGGAGUUAAAUCUCUUUGUUUAUGAACCAUAGUCACACCUCCCUGCAUGUGACUUGCACAGCCUUCCAUAAACACUUCCUGUAAAGAGCCCUAUUUAGGCUUUCUUUAUUGCAAGUUCUGUUUAAUUAAGAUUUUCUUAUCCCCUGCUAUGUUAAUGGCUUGCUAGACCCUGCAAGAGCCUCCUGUAUGUGAUUAAAGUCUCAAUUUAGAGAUUGUGAUACAAUUAUUUAAGAUAAAUUAAAUCUGUUUGAAAGUGAAACCAGUUUUUUAUUUUUUUUUCAUGCAGGCUGUCAAUCACAGCCAGGGGAGGUGUGGCUAGGGCUGCAUAAACAGAAACAAAGUGAUUUAACUCCUAAAUGACAGUGAAUUGAGCAGUGACAUUGCAGGGGAAUGAUCUAUACACUAUAAAACUGCUUUAUUUAGCUAAAGUAAUUUAGGUGACUAUAGUGUUCCUUUAAACUCUAUACUCUCUAUACAUGCAGCUUUGCAUAGUGAAACGCUGCACUGACCACAUCAAAUCACUGAGGUAGUCAUGCUUCUUCGAGUAACCCUUUAGUCUCUCUACUUAUCCCCCCUCCCCCCUCCAUGUCCCUAUGGACUCUCCUCUCCUAGGAAUUUAUAGCUGACACUCCCAAUGAAGUGACAAGUUGCACAGGUGAUGUAUCUAAACGUUUGUUUCAGUCCCCUCCAGAAUGGAACGACCAGUAUCUGACUACUUUUAAUGGGCUGGUGACACGGCUGCAGUGAUUAUGGUAGUUGGAGUGCACCUGUAACUAGCGACAAGCUAAACAGAACUUUCAGAAUCUGCAAUUCUAAACCAUCUAAUUUUUUUUAUAAAUUUUUUAAGCUUUUCAAUUUUUUUUUUUUUUUUUUAUAUUUGGGGAAGGGGGAUUUUAAAAGUUAACUCAAAUCUUGGAACCUUGAUCUAAUAUCUGAGUUUUGCCAAGAUCCUCACUGGUUAGAGCAAGCUUUGACUAACCAGCACUUUAGUCAAGGAGUGAAAUGUCUGCCACUGAGGGCUAGGCUCUGGAGGGCUACCUGUUGCGCAAAUCUGACUAUUUUGACAGAAUAACCACAACAACUUUGUAGUGGUUCUAGUACCCCUUUAUCAUACGGCUACCAUACCUGGGUGUACACGUCAAGUCUACCUACAAUUAUUAAUGCACUCUUGGUCUCAAAUGGGUAUUUGUUUCCAAUUCGGAUAUUGCUGUUCCCUGCUUCUCUAUGCAAUCCAUUGUGCUAGUCUACGGUCUCUGCGUCUCCCAGAUAAACACCGCUUCAUCUUGACACAUUGUUAAAAACUUGCCAUGGUGACCAUGCCUCUAGUCAGGUUUGUACUUGUCCACUUGCUAUUCCCCACGAUGGGGACUGCCUUGGGGUGACAGAUUGAUUAUGGCUUCAUUACUGUAAUUAUUCUGCUUUCUCCAGGUAAAGGCGCAAGCUGAAGCUAAAAGUGGAAAGAACUUCGGCCAAUUUAUAGCCGUCUCUUACAAGACCCAAGUUGUUGCUGGAAAAAACCUUUUCAUCAAGGUAAGCUUUAAGAAUUCCAUGUAUGAUGACAAUGGGGUAAUCAUUAUCAUUCGAUAACUGGUCCAAUCACAGCCUUCUAGGACAAACAUGGGCUUGUCCAGUUAACUUGAGCGAAAGUUAACGCUUUGUGUCUAAUGUGUAUUUUUCUUCCUAGCCUAUUUAGAGGCCUUAGUUCCUCAGUUUGACAUCUAGGCACACUACAGGUGUCUAGCAAACUUUUGAUAUUUUUCCAUGUGAGUAUUUAAUCUAUCCUACAUAACGUUCUUCUAAAUUCUGUUUGUUUCUAUGAGCGUGUCACCCUGAUAAUGUUAAAAUUAUCUCCGCCCCUAUGGUUUACCAAAUUACUAGUUCUGCAGUAAACUGGAACACUGCUGUCUACCCUGUAUGUCAAACACUUUGCUCUAGAAUCUGCCUCCAAACCCUUCAGGGCACUGCCUUGUUAAAUGAGUGUAUUGGUGCAGUUGAAACAGUGAGAACUGAACAUUUAAAGUUGCUCUGCAAUGUCUUUCUAAUAAUGCCUUUCUUGCUCUCCCUCCAAACAUGCAAUGUCCCUACUGAAUGUCUCCUGUCAUCUCUGCAGGUUGAUGCGGGUGACAGCUUCCUCCAUGUGCGGGUUUAUCAAGCCCUUCCUCAUACAAAUAAGGGGCCAGAGGUCCACAGCGUCCAAAUCAAGUCAAAGGAUGAUGAGAUUGACUUUUUCUAAUCUCAGUCAACAUCUUGCACAAUAAAACGAAUGUGACUCAAAGCGCCUUAAACUGAGCUACUAUUCCAGAGCAUGUCGGGCUACAAAAUAAAAAUCUGGGGGAUGGGGGGGGGCUAAUGCUUUUUGAUACUAAUGGUUAUUCUGACCUACAAUAAAUAUUAAAAAAAACUAGCCUGUC
Molecule: messenger RNA, 4827 nt
Organism: Pelobates cultripes (western spadefoot toad)
Lineage: Eukaryota; Metazoa; Chordata; Amphibia; Anura; Pelobatidae
Source: the annotation of a GenBank genome assembly